Molecule: messenger RNA, 930 nt
Organism: Sclerotinia sclerotiorum 1980 UF-70
Lineage: Eukaryota; Fungi; Ascomycota; Leotiomycetes; Helotiales; Sclerotiniaceae
Exons: 1
Coding region: 1-930 (309 amino acids)
Molecular function (GO): transferase activity
Source: RefSeq, a predicted model, not a curated record
AUGGUUGUUCAAUUGAUCUCCAAGCCUUCAAAAUUCAGCCAAUCGCGCUUCCUAGACGAUAUUCGGAAUCUCUCAGCAGCAAUCAAUGCACCAUACUCCGAGCGCACAACCAUUGAGGCCCUCUCUGUAUAUUCCCACUCCUUCCACAAUGGUGUUGUUCUCUGGCGCGUAACGGAUCGUCCAGGUGAUGCUUUAAACUAUAGGUUCUAUUCCCGGGAACCAAUAGAUACCGUAUCCAUUGCCGCAUCUGCCGGUCUCCUGUCUCCUGAUAUUGCCAAUACAUUAGGGAAACUAGUUACUUCUUGGAGUUCGCUGUACGAUGGGACACCCGAAGAGUCAUGCGAUUUUGACGCUGAGAAGGGAUUGGUAAAGGCAUGGGUUUACUUUGGUGGGAUGAGACCUCUUGAUGAUAUAUUAGGCGCCGAAGGUGUACCAGAAAGUGUGAGACAACAUGAGAAGAGGUUCAAAGAAUUGGGGUUGCAGAAAGUGCGACAUGUGGCUGUGGAUUACCAUAAACAAACUGUCAAUCUAUAUUUCCGAGCCCAAGGUCCUAUAUCUUUUCAACAAGCGACAGCUUUCAACGCAUUAGCCGGCGCGGAACCACCUAGUCAAUCCCAAUUUAUUGAAAUGCGAGAGUUUCUGAACGCAGUGGGAUAUACAUUCGCAGUCACAAUCAACAUCGACAGCGGGGAUAUCGAAAGGGUGGGUUAUUAUGCAUUGAAAUUGCCUGAAAGAUCGGCUAAAAAGUGGCCGGCCAUAAAUGCACAAUUGGAAAGAUUUGUGCAAUUUGCACCUAGUUACGACAGGGAGGAGAUGAACGCUGUAGCGUGGAGUUUCGGAGAAAGGAAGACGUAUGUUAAGUUUGAGAGGAGUUAUUGCGGGGAAUUGAUACCCUUAAUUAAGGGCUGGGGCACUACUUUGAGUUCGUGA